This is a messenger RNA of Hemiscyllium ocellatum (epaulette shark), 1065 nucleotides long. Its product is annotated as guanine nucleotide-binding protein G(t) subunit alpha-2. Gene Ontology annotation, biological process: detection of chemical stimulus involved in sensory perception of bitter taste; adenylate cyclase-modulating G protein-coupled receptor signaling pathway. Lineage: Eukaryota; Metazoa; Chordata; Chondrichthyes; Orectolobiformes; Hemiscylliidae. The record is from RefSeq and is a predicted model, not a curated record. Gene Ontology annotation, cellular component: heterotrimeric G-protein complex; photoreceptor inner segment; photoreceptor outer segment. The transcript is spliced from 8 exons. Gene Ontology annotation, molecular function: G protein-coupled receptor binding; GTP binding; G-protein beta/gamma-subunit complex binding. Bases 1 to 1065 code for a protein of 354 amino acids.
AUGGGGAGUGGAGCGAGUGCAGAAGACAAGGAAUUAGCGAAAAGGUCAAAACAGCUGGAAAAGAAACUCCAGGAAGAUGCGGAGAAGGAGGCCAGAACUGUAAAGCUGUUGCUUCUCGGUGCUGGAGAAUCAGGCAAAAGCACCAUUGUCAAACAAAUGAAAAUCAUUCAUCAGGAUGGUUAUACCAAGGAAGAAUGUUUAGCCUUUAUUUCUGUCAUCAAUGGCAACAUUCUGCAGUCUAUCCUGGCUAUCAUUCGUGCCAUGUCCACCAUAGGAAUCGAUUAUGGGGACUCUGCAAAUGCGGAAGCUGGGAGGCAGCUUUUUAAUCUUGUGGAUUCUGUUGAAGAGGGAACUAUGCCGAAGGAACUGGUGGAUGUUAUAAAGAAGUUGUGGACAGACUCUGGAGUUCAGGCCUGUUUCGAGAGGGCAGCUGAGUAUCAGCUCAAUGACUCAGCCUCCUACUACUUGAAUAACCUGGACAGAAUCACUGCUGCUGGUUACAUUCCAAAUGAGCAAGAUGUCUUGAGGUCCAGAGUUAAGACCACAGGUAUUAUUGAAGAGCAGUUUUCCUGUCAGGACCUGCACUUCAGAAUGUUCGAUGUUGGUGGACAGAGGUCAGAGCGGAAGAAAUGGAUCCACUGUUUUGAAGGAGUUACCUGCAUUAUUUUCUGUGGUGCUCUUAGUGCAUAUGACAUGGUGCUGGUCGAGGACGAUGAAGUGAACCGAAUGCAUGAGAGUCUCCAUCUCUUCAACAGUAUUUGCAACCACAGGUACUUUGCAGCCACCUCCAUUGUGCUGUUUCUGAAUAAGAAGGAUCUUUUUGAAGAAAAAAUCAAAAAAGUUCAUCUGAGCAUCUGCUUCCCGGAUUAUGAUGGUCCCAACACAUAUGACGAUGCUAGCAAUUACAUCAAGAGCCAAUUCCUGGAUCUCAACAUGCGAAAAGAUGUCAAGGAGAUCUAUGCACACAUGACAUGUGCUACUGACACACAAAACGUCAAGUUUGUGUUUGAUGCUGUGAAAGACAUAAUCAUUAAAGAAAAUCUCAAAGACUGUGGUCUUUUCUGA